Messenger RNA from Labrus bergylta (ballan wrasse), 1724 nucleotides. The record is from RefSeq and is a predicted model, not a curated record. Lineage: Eukaryota; Metazoa; Chordata; Actinopteri; Labriformes; Labridae.
GCCUAUUGCACAUCUGCCCUGCCCAUCAAAAGCGACGCUGGCGGUGCGCUGCUGCCCCGUCUACUUUGAACUGAGGACCAAGAAGGGAGAAGAUGGCUCUAUUCAGCCUCUUCCUAACGUAUUCCAGUUGCCGUACCGGAUGGUGUUUGCCGUGGCGUCUGAGGACUCCAUCUUCCUGUACGACACGCAGCAGACUCUUCCUUUCGGCCUGGUGUCCAACGUCCACUACCACACACUCAGCGAUCUCACAUGGUCUGGUGACGGCUCCUUCCUGGCUGUUUCCUCCACAGAUGGUUACUGCUCCUUCCUGUCCUUCUCUCCCGGGGAACUGGGCACUCCGCUGAAGGAGCCCCCCACCCUGGAGGUCUUUGCCCCCAGCAGUGCUGCCGAGAAAAAGGGCAAGAAGUCGUCGACAGCGAGGACGUCAUCUCCUGUGACCCCGCUGCCGAGCUCAGCCCUGACGCCCUCAUCCCAACCCGGCAAGGAUGUCACCCCCCCAGACGAGAAGAAGAGCACCCCCAGCGGCAAAGCUAAACCUCAGCCCCGCAGGAUCACUCUCAACACCCUGGAGGGCUGGGGGAAGCCCUCCACCCCUAAAGCCGCAGCUCCUUCAGCCCCUCAGACGCCAACGUCUGCAAGCAAAAGCACGCCCUCCACUCCCCAGCCUCGCAUCGCCCCUCUAACCAGUUCUUCCACCCAGCCUUGCAUCGCCCCUCUCACUCCCUCCACCCCUAAAGUCCUCAACAGUGCUAAUGCUGCUGGGCCCAACACCCCUAAGGGACCAACAACCCCAAAGGGACCAACACCGAGGCGAGUGUCUUUGACUCCAGUCGCAGUUCGCUCUCCAGCUGUUAGUUCACUCUUCCGCACUCCCUCGUCCACUGAGAAGGCCAAACACGAACGCCCGUCUCCUCCCACUGAUCCAGUCUGCCAGCCCCCAGAGUCCAAACGGCCCAAGACCAGCGAGCCCCCCGCAAAGAGCAGCUCCACCAAGGCUUAGAGUUUACUGGGAUCAGUGUUUGAGUGUGUUGUCCGAUAGGAGUACAUGUACAGCAGAGGAAAAACAGUGAUGGAAGUUUCAGUGAAAAAACAAACAAACUGGGGCUCUCCAUGGAUGAACAACACCACAGUUCUAUAGCACUGUGUUUGUGUUGGAUUAUGUGUUCUUGAUCGAACUAGAAGAACACCACAUAAUGUACUUACUUAUAAAACAGACUGCAGUGAGUAACUGUGAGUUAUCUCUUCUUGUAGUCAUUGUGGUUUUUUGUAUCAUAUAGUAAAUGAGCUGAUGAUGUUACAUUAGAUUUGUUUGGCAUUAAAGUGCUGUUGAAAACAUGACAUUCAGUCUCACUUGUUUUCAGAUCAGUUUUGGGGUUUUGAUGCCUUUAUUCAGUGGAAAGUUUAGAAAACAGAGAGAUGACAUGCGGCUAAGUGAUGAGGGCUGGAAUCUAACCCAGUUCACCUGAUACUGGGUCUCAAAUGGGCCGUGUGAUGCAACAGCUGGGCUAUCGGGCACCUCAAUUCAGUCUCACUUCCUAUCAAAAACAUGUUGAAACUAAAAAUGCAUUUAUUUUUUUUUAAGAAGCAUUUUAGAGAGUACUAAUUUGAGAGUUUAUAAAAUACAAUCUGAGUCUUCACUGUUGAAGCAGUUUAAGUGAAAAGUGUCAAACUUCAGCAUAUUAAGAGUCACUUUUCUUAUUAUGUAAUAAAAGAUCUUUUGAGGA